GGACCUUUUGAAUAGAUUUAUUGAUUUACACGAGCUCGACCGAAGUGCUGAUCACCGGGAAUAGGAGUCGAAAAGUUAUUUCUUGACCUUCCCUUUUUCCGUUGUUCUAUUAACCCAUAGGUCGGGAUUUAUAAUAAUGGGUCUUAUUAGAAUUAUAUAGACCUAGAAAGACUCACAUUAUGAGGACGACACCACUUGCUUCGAAUCUCAUCGAUAGCCUAAGUCUCUCUUCGCCGUGUUAAGCGCUUUAAACCAUACAAAGACCUCCGAAUAUUCAAGAUGAAGCUGUCAGGUGCAUCAUUUGUUAGCGUCGUCGUCGCCGCUGGCCUCGCGCACGCGCAAGGCACUGCCUCUCAGUUCUCUGUUACUGGAUUCUCUGCUGGAGCUACACCACAUUCGUCAGUUGGACACGCUAGCCUCAGUGUUUCGUUGGACGGCAAAGGCGAAGCGAAAUGCGUUAUAAGCACGCCUACUUAUCAAAAGUUUCCUAAUAUCGAAAAGACUCCGUGCGCCGAUUCGGCGACGUCCUUCAGCCUGACCCGAACGGCCGACUCCGGUGCCGAUUUGGAAAUUUGGCGCGAAGUAUCGCCGGGCGUCGUCGCCCAUGGCAAGCAUACCAUCCUGGCGAAGGAGAUCGCUUGGCAGAACCAACAACCUAACCCGAACGGUGCGAUAGAGGCCUAUGUUGGACCUGACAGCUUCACCUUCCCGGUUGAGAAAUAGGUAUAUAUAUAUCUAAAGAAAUGUUGAAUAUCGUAGGAGGAGAUGGGAUAUAUAUUGGAAGUAGACUU
Molecule: messenger RNA, 791 nt
Organism: Annulohypoxylon truncatum
Lineage: Eukaryota; Fungi; Ascomycota; Sordariomycetes; Xylariales; Hypoxylaceae
Exons: 3
Coding region: 280-723 (147 amino acids)
Source: RefSeq, a predicted model, not a curated record